UUUAACCUGUGGUAACAUCGUCACAAUUUCUUGAUUACCUAAAUGUUGGGAUUAUGUUUGAUUUGCCCUGGAUAAAUAAAAUAGAAAUAUCUAACAUAAUGUUAAAGAGAGUUUUGGCGGAAUUUGACAAAUAAAUUUUUGUUAUUUAUUGAUAUAAUACAAUCAAAAUGAAUGAAAGGGAUAUACCAAGUGUCCCUAUUACAACAUUAGCAGGAGUAGCCAGCUUGACAGACCUUCUACCAGUGUUACCACUUCCAACACCUUUGCCAUCAACGUUAAAUAAUAAAUCUCAACUGUUUCAUCCAAGAGUUGCUGAAGAGGCUGCAAUAUUGCUAGCAACUCGUGAUGAUAACUUGGUGUCACUGCUCUUGCAAUCUCUUAUGCAAACCUCUGUACAGCACAUUGAUUUAAAAGAUGAGAGUAUACCAAAUGCAGUGAGUCCUGCUCCUCAACAAUCCACACCAGAAUUGCUGAAAGCGAUCUUAAAUGUUAAUCCUAAUGUGUUUGAUCAGCAGCAAAGAAAUCAUUGGGGCAACAACCAUUUACAUGCAGCAAAAUUUAAUGGCAUGUCGCCAUCUGAUUCAUACAACUAUGCCUCACACAACACUGUUAAUUCAAGUCCAUCAACACAUGGAACUACAGUGCACCAACCGACCAUUCCAAACCAGCAACUCCUGGCAACACCUUGUCAAUCAUCACCACAUGUCAAUAUGGGAUCCCCUCCCUCUCAGUCUAGACCUGGCAACCAAGUUAACAUCACUGAACAGAAUAAUGUAUCUCCUUUGUGGAACAGUGGGAAUUCCUCCAACACAUACACAAGUCCAUUAGCAAACACCAUGACCCCUAAUUCCCAAAAUGGUGGAUUCUAUAAUAGUCUAACACAGGACUCCAGGAAUUUUGGGACAAAUUUGAACGAAGAUAAAGAUCCUCUUUCUAUGUCGCCUGGAAAUCAACCUGAUCAACAAAGACUGCACAUGCAAUCCCAAGAGAAGCCUUUUGAGCAAGCAGAUGGGAACGUGGUCACCGGUCAGUCGCCGGCGCAGGCGAGCGUGGCUCCGUCGCCGCUGCGGCAAGAGCCGCACGUGCCGCAGCCGUCGAUGGGCGCGCCCUACGCGCCGCCCGCGCAGCCCGACAAGCAGGAGCCUAACAAGAGCACCGGCGCCAACAACAGAUACCCUGUGGUCAAGAUUGGAAGGCUUUCGGAGGGACUUUUGAAGAAGCAUGAACCACCUAGUGAUGAGAGAACUCGUAAAAAUAGUACACUCGAGUCGGACUCUGAUGAUAAUGCGCCACUAAAAGCUAAAUCGAGCAGUGCAACACCCACUGUAGACAAAGAGAGAGAAGCAAUAGAUAUAGCUAGAGAAAAAAAUUGGGAAGCAGUGAAAAGAAAACACGAAGAAGCCAGUAAGAAAGAAGAAGCUGAAGCUGCUAUUGUUCGCCCAAAAUUGCGUAAAGUCGAAAGAAGAUUAGUACCUGUACUAGAAAUGUUAUCUGUUGACGAAUUAAUGGAGACAAAUACGUAUCAGCGUUUUAAUAAAUUAAUCGAAACAGUAUUUGAAACUAUUGACGAUGACGUUAUCAUUACUGAUGAAAUGGAAGGGACAGAUAUCCCUGAAGAACUUUUACUACCGCGUUAUCAACUUCAAGAGCUGUGUUCUGAGGCAGCUAAACUAAAGAAUCUUGGUGCUAUGGAAGCAAUUCCUUCAGACAGAUUAGUUCGCUUACUGAAUAUAUUGGAGAAGAAUAUUAGAGCUGCGGAAAAAAUGUCGUUAGUUGGCGAUCCGGAUGACAGUGAAGAGAUGCGACAAAUAUGGAUAGAAUCAGCUCAAGAGAGAGUUAUGUGCGCAUCGGACGCGUGUCUGACUUCUUUAUACAUAAUGACCUCACCGAGUAUGCCUAAGCGCGUUUUUCUAGAAGAUGUUAUAGAUAGAAUCAUUAUGUUCAUUAAAUUUCAACUCAAUAACACAAUAUACUGUGUGUACGAUCCUGUAUAUAGCAUCCAGACCACCUCCAAAAAGAAAGUGGACGGUCGGAAGAGGCGGGGCGGGGGUGCGGGCAACGCGACGCGGCGCGGCGGCGGCGGCGGCGGCUCCACGCGCGCCGUCCGCGAGUUGUACACUCACGCGCACGAGUGCGUGACAUUGUUGGCCGAGCUACUGGCGGCGCAUCACCUCACCGACACUACGGUGCUGCACGCGUCUACAGUGGGCGUGUCGCCGUUCUUCGUGGAGAACGUCAGCGAGCUGCAGCUGUCGGCGCUGAAGCUCGUCACUACGAUAUUCACCAAAUACGAGCAACACCGACGGCUUUUGUUAGAAGACAUACUGGCGUCGAUAGCUCGUAUACCUAGCUCGAAGCACAACUUACGGUCAUUCCAGUUGAGUUCAGAUCAACACAUACAAAUGCUCACGGCUCUCGUACUACAGCUGGUGCAGUGUGUCGUCACCCUGCCGGAGUCAAUGUGCAAGUCUCAGGAUAAAGAUAAGGAACAUCCUGAAUCUGAGAGUAAGAAACACGUCGACAAGGAUCUACUCAUAAUUUCGAAGUAUGAAGCGGCGAUCAGUGUGGGCGGCACGUUCCUGACGUCGUUCCUCAACAAGUGCCGCAGCCGCUCCGAGGAGGUGGACUUCCGGCCCCUGUUCGAGAACUUCGUGCACGAUCUACUCACCACCGUCAACAAACCAGAAUGGCCCGCUACUGAGUUGCUGCUCAGCCUUCUUGGAACUAUGCUAGUGAAAUACAUGUCGGACAAAUCCAUGGAGAUGCCGGUGCGCGUAGCGUCACUUGAGUACCUGGGGCUGGUGGCGGCGCGGCUGCGGCGCGACAGCGUGCACUCGCGCGCCAAGCUCGCCACCAUGGACGCCGUCGUGCGCGACAUCCGCGCCGAGGAGGAGAAGGACGGCAACCAGACGCAGAUCAUUCCUACAUCUGGUAGGCGGUCGUUGGACGCUUCGCGCGCCGGCGAUGCGUGGUCACAAGACUAUUCUGCCUUAGCUGCCGCCCGUUCGGGUAUUACGUCAGGACUCGAUGAAGAUGAAGAAAGAACUGAGUUUUUACAACGAGUCUUACUUGAUUACCUCGCCAUCAACGGACAAAAGGACCAGGCAUGGAAUUGUGCGCGACAUUUCUACAUCACCCAGUGGUACAGAGACAUGGUUGUGCAACCUAAAAGUUCGUCUCCUACUAAAAGGCCGAAGAACAAAUCUAAAAAGCGCUACAAAGACGAAAGCAGCGAGGAAGAAUCUGAACCCGACGACGACAGCGACAAAGAAACCAAGGAGAAGAAACAAACGAUAAGCGCGGUUAUAUCGGCGGAGAAAUUCAAGACCAACGAGAGGCGGAAGCAUUUCUUUCUGGAGAAGAUUCGACCGUUCCGUUAUCAAGGCGGCACUCAAGUACAAGUGAUGCAGUCGUAUAUAGACUAUGGUGGUGCAGAGUUAAUAUCUCAAUAUCUCGCCUCGAAGAGGUCUUUUUCGCAAAGUUUCGAUAGAUAUCUGCGAAAGAUUCUAGUGAUAUUGUGCGAGAAUACGAUAGCGAUUCGGACUAAAGCUAUGAAAUGUUUAGCGAUGAUUGUGGAAGCGGACCCGGCGGUGCUGGCGAGGCCGGACAUGCAGAUCGGCGUCAACCGCUCUUUCCUGGACCAGUCCACAGCCGUGCGCGAGGCGGCCGUCGACCUCGUGGGAAAGUUCGUCCUCAGCCGCCCCGAUCUCAUUGACAAGUAUUAUGGAAUGCUCUCAAAUAGAAUUCUUGAUACGGGUGUGUCUGUUCGGAAACGUGUGAUAAAAAUCCUCAAAGACAUUUGUAUAGAGUGCCCCGAGUUUCCGAAAAUACCUGAAAUCUGCGUGAAGAUGAUCAGGCGGGUGAAUGAUGAGGAGGGCAUUAGGAAGUUAGUGAUGGAGGUGUUUCAAAACAUGUGGUUCAGUCCGUGCGCUAACUCGACGCGGCUGGGCGCUCUCGAUAUGACCGCAGCCACCGCUGAUCCGCUGACCAGGAAAGUCCUUAACAUCACAGACGUCGUCAUAUCCUCAAGGGAUAUGGGCCUCGAGUGGUUCCAGCAGCUGUUGACGAGCUUAUUCAAGCCAAAAGAAGACAAGGAAGAUUCAACAAAAAUUAUUUAUCAACCUCCAAAGUCACUUUUGGUCGCGUGUCAACAAAUUGUGGACUGCUUGAUUGAAAAUUUACUACAGCUAGAAGAAUCGAGUGUUGAGGGAUCUGCGUCAUCUCAACGCAUAUUAGCGUGCCUUUCAACUCUACAUUUAUUUGCAAAAAUUAGGCCUCAAUUGCUAGUUAAUCAUGCGUUAACCUUGCAGCCGUACCUGAGUUUAAAAUGUCAGAAUCAAUAUGAGCAACAAAUAAUGUCGACGGUGGCGUCGACUCUCGAGUUGGUGGUGCCGCUAAUGGAGCACCCUAGCGAGACGUUCCUCGCUCAGCUGGAGGAGGACGCGGUGAAGCUGAUCCUGCAACGCGGACAGCUCGUCAUCGCCUCGUGUAUAGCGCUGUUAGCGGCCAUCGUCAACAACCUGACGCACAAUUACAAGCUUAUUAGGGACGUUUUUAAUAAAUAUCACGGGGUGCUGCUUCAGUGGAAGCACAGCUGGCAGCGCAACCCGGACGCGACGCGCGCGCACCACACGCGGCCGCACUUCCGCCGCGCGCUGUUCAUCGUGGGGCUGCUGCUGCGCUACUUCGAGUUCACCGAGGCCAGGGUCAUUGAGGGGCUGCCGAACGACAUAAAAGAGCAAGUGUUCUCCACAAUGAUGUUCUUCGUGAGCCUGGAAGACGAAGACUUCGUUUCGCACACGCUCAAAGCGCUCGGCUCGAUAUGCGUGCGGCACUACGAGUUCAUGCUGCGGCCGGAGCUCAAGGACUUCUACCAUCAGCUGCUGACGGCCGACCUCGCGCCCAUCGAGAUGAAGGCCGACGUGCUGAGGAAUAUUGAGAUGUACUUGCAAGAGGAGGAGCAGAGGAUGAUACGGCAAGAUAAAGAAUGGUCAAAGCGAUCGAAGCACGAGAACCUCAAAGAGAUGGGCGACGUGUCGUCGGGCAUGGCGUCGACGGUGAUCCAGCUGUACCUGAAGGAGAUCCUGGGCUCGUUCCUGCACAACAGCACCGUGGUGCGCUCCAGCGCCAUGAAGGUCGUGCAGCUAGUUCUGGCUCAAGGCCUGGUGCACCCUGUACAGAUUGUUCCAUAUUUAAUAUGUAUGAGUACAGACAUAGAAGUUACCGUGUCACACACGGCCGAUAAGAAUCUUCAAGAUAUAGAUAAGAAAUAUCCUGGGUUUAUUCACAUGAAAGCGCAGCUGGGUAUCAAAUUAUCAUAUCAAUUGCAGAAAAUUCUACAAACGAAUAAGAAAAACGUUGUUAUUCGAGGAUUUAGGAAAAAAGAGCAAGAUGAUUUGCCUUCUGCGUUGAAUGGUUUUCUAUAUUCAUUACUGCGGAAUACGCGACCUCAAAGGAGAGCAUUAGUAUUGUCGUUAUUGAAACAAUUCGACGAUGUUUCGACUGCCCCCCUGGAUCAAAUGUUGUACCUGGCCGAUAACCUUAGUUACUUUCCAUAUCAAGUCCAAGACGAACCCUUGUUUAUAAUACAUCACAUCGAUAUAAUCAUCUCAACAUCAGGAUCAAAUCUACUGCAGCUUUUUCGUGAGGGCUUAAUAAAAACAAACACAGAAGAGAGGGAGCCACUAGACGAGGAAGAAGACGAAGAAGAAGCCGAGACGCUGAUGAGCCGACUGCCGGAGAGCACGCGGCCGCUGCGGGACGCCAUGCGCCAGGCGCGCGGCUGCCUGCUGCUGCUGGUGCUCAAGCAGCACCUCAAGCAGCUCUACGGGUUCACUGACGCUAAAAUAAACCAGUAUUCGCCGUCGGAGAGCGUGAAGGUGUACGAGAAGGCGGUGUCGCGGCGGCUGGCGCCGGUGUUCGAGCCCAAGGCCACCAUGGCGCAGCUGCGCGACGCCGACGACGACGACGAGCUCGACGAGCGCGGCCGACGCCGCCUCGUCGACGACUACUUAGAGUUCAAGCAGCUAAUGCUGAAGUUCGACCCCGAGGAGGAGGAGGACGAGGAGAGCCCGGCGGGCGCGGCGCCCAGCGCGGCCGAAGCGCCGCCGCCGCCGCCGCCGCCCACGUAGCGCCCGGCCCCGCCCCGCAUGUACAGUACUUAGGACCCGCUCGAUCGACCCGCGACCGGCGUCGGGCACACUUUGUUUCCCCCCAGAUAGUUCUAUGCUAGAGUUGCGUAUUAUUUAUUGCGAGCCGACGCCGGCGGAGCGGGCGGCGCCGGCCCGUGCGACCGCGACGCGCGCUCGUCGAUCUUAAAUUCUAUAAAUAAGUUAUAUUUGAGAAACAUGAUUUUGUUUUUAUAUUAAAGUCUUGUGUGUAGAUAAUUUUUAUGAAGAAUAUAAAAUAUAUGUACCUACUCUGUUUUGAAUUUUCCGAAUGCUAUCUUUCUGUUAUGCGUUGUUUGAUCGUAGAGCGUCGCGAUUCGAUCGAAGCGUAGAGCGAUGUGCCGAACGCGUGUAUGAUACUUGUGUGCGCGUCAGACUUGUCAGAUAUUCACGUAAAGUUUUGUACAUACUGGGAUCUAUGUAAAAUUAAAUAAUUAAUUAUUUAUGUUGACAUUAGAGGGUACUGCAAUAAACUGCAUUUCUUAU
This is a messenger RNA of Ostrinia furnacalis (Asian corn borer), 6653 nucleotides long. It is a transcript of the gene Nipped-B, whose product is annotated as Nipped-B cohesin loading factor. The coding region runs from base 168 to 6131 and encodes 1987 amino acids. Gene Ontology annotation, cellular component: Scc2-Scc4 cohesin loading complex. Gene Ontology annotation, molecular function: cohesin loader activity; chromatin binding. The transcript has 28 exons. Gene Ontology annotation, biological process: establishment of mitotic sister chromatid cohesion; establishment of protein localization to chromatin; replication-born double-strand break repair via sister chromatid exchange. The record is from RefSeq and is a predicted model, not a curated record. Lineage: Eukaryota; Metazoa; Arthropoda; Insecta; Lepidoptera; Crambidae.